GUGAUCACUGUCGUCAAUUCAAGUAGGUGUCACUUUCGAAAUCUUUUCCAGUCCAGCCCCGAGCAGACUCGAUCCAAAAUUCCAUGCGCCGAGUUGAUGUGGGCUGGAGGCAUGGCCGGGACCCAGCCGGACCCCCAGACUCUCUGCCUCUUUGAUGUGGAUGGGACCCUCACUGCAGCCAGGCAGAAAAUAGCGCCCGAGCUGGACGAGUUUUUCCAGCAGCUGAGGAAGAAAGUGAAGAUUGGUGUUGUGGGAGGUUCCGAUUACAUCAAGAUAGCCGAGCAACUGGGGGAAGGAGAGGAAGUCAUUCAGAAAUUCGAUUAUGUCUUUGCUGAAAAUGGAACAGUCCAGUACCGAGACGGAAAGUUCAUCACAAAGGAGGCCAUCCAGAAUUGCCUUGGUGAAGAGUUACUGCAGGAGCUGAUUAAUUUCUGUCUCAGCUACAUGGCCCUCAUUAAACUCCCGAGAAAGAGGGGCACCUUCAUCGAAUUUCGGAAUGGGACGUUGAAUGUUUCCCCCAUUGGUAGGAGCUGCAGCCUGGCAGAACGCAUUGAAUUCUCUCAGAUUGACAAGAAAGAGAAGAUCAGAGAGAGGUUUGUUGCAGCUUUACAGAGGGAGUUUGCUGACAGAGGGGUGAAGUGUACAAGAGGAGGAAUGAUCAGUUUUGACAUCUUCCCUGAGGGCUGGGACAAACGCUACUGUCUGGAUAUCUUGGAAAAGGAUGGAAUUAAAACCAUUCAUUUCUUUGGGAAUGAGACUGAGCCGGGUGGAAAUGAUCACGAGAUCUUCCAUGAUCCCAGGACAAUUGGACACACUGUGCUGUCCCCGGACGACACGGUCAGGAUAUGCAAAGAGCUCUUUCCUGCAUGAAUGAACCACAGACACAUCCAAUUGCUCCCAGGUCUCGAUCCAAGGAUUGUUUGGACUUCAUGGAGAGGUAGAUGGGAAAGUGGGUUCUCGUUUCCCACAAUGGACAAAUAGCUGAGUCACGUCAACCGCACUGAACUCUAGGAUAUCGUUACGUGACAUCAUUCAUGCAACUCCAUAUUUGUGUGACCAAAAUUAUUUUUUUAGUUGCCUGUGGUCAGAUCUAUGUUUUAUUUUGCAUGUGUACAAGGUGGCACCCGAGUUGGGAGAGAGAUUUCAGAAGCCUACUCCGCAGAGCUACCUAGAGGUUGGCAUUGUGACAGUUGACAUUGCCCAGUGGAGGGGGAAUGUUGACAUUGUCAUUUACAAUGGAAGAGCAUCAAAAGAUUGUAACAAUGACAAGCAAAGCACUGGAAGUACAAGCCCUAUGCAAGAUUUUUGCACAAUCUAUGCAGUAUUGAGAAAUAAGCUGAAUUACAGAAUCAUGAAGCUGCCCGAGGUAAAUUGUGCAGUGAUGAUUAGCCACUAGGGUUUUUUAAAUUGUGAAGAUUAUGGGAAUGAUGAGAUCCUGAGGGUGAGGACUCCCACAGUUUGAAGUCCUUGGGAGAGAGUGAUUUAAAACCUGACACUGAGCUGAGGGAGGAGGAAGACUAUUUUGUGGUUUACAAGGAGCAGGGCAGGAAGGGUGGGAGGAAUGGUGAGGAGAGCACAGUCAACACAGUGGAGGAAAUUGAGGAAGUUUGAGAUGGAGAAGUGAGAAGGUCACAGUGAGAGAUGGACUGCAAGCUUUGUCUUUGUACUUUGUGACUCACAAAAGGCCAAUAUGCAACGAGUAAUGAGGAAGACAAAUGGAGUGUUGGCCUUUACUGCAAGGGGGUUGGAGUAUAAAAGUAGGGAGGCUUUGCUACACUGGUGAGACCACACCGAGAGUACUGUGCACAGUUUUGGUCCCUUUACUUAAGGAAGGAUAUAC
This is a messenger RNA of Carcharodon carcharias (great white shark), 1840 nucleotides long. RefSeq names its product phosphomannomutase 1-like. Gene Ontology annotation, molecular function: phosphomannomutase activity. Lineage: Eukaryota; Metazoa; Chordata; Chondrichthyes; Lamniformes; Lamnidae. The record is from RefSeq and is a predicted model, not a curated record. The transcript has 8 exons. Gene Ontology annotation, cellular component: cytosol. The coding region runs from base 97 to 870 and encodes 257 amino acids. Gene Ontology annotation, biological process: mannose metabolic process; GDP-mannose biosynthetic process; protein N-linked glycosylation.